Messenger RNA from Prunus armeniaca (apricot), 783 nucleotides. NCBI's taxonomy places the organism in Eukaryota, Viridiplantae, Streptophyta, Magnoliopsida, Rosales, Rosaceae. The record is from the annotation of a GenBank genome assembly.
AUGACUGUUUCGGAUGCGGAGGCAACCCCGCCAUGUUUUGAUCCAACUAAACCCCUGCCCAUUAAAGAUGUCAAGGCAUUUGCCUAUUAUAAUGCGAAGGUGCAGCUGGAAUCAUGUUCAGUGGGCCUAGAGUUUUUUUACAAACUUAUAGAUGAUCCCGAAUGGAUUAGCCCAAGGCACCUUGACAUGGCAAUGUUUCUUAUCCGAAAAAGGCAACUCUAUCAUCCUUUGCAAUUUCUAAAGCCGGUCAAAGCACCUGCAAAGAAACGAAGAUCGAAAAAAGCAACUGCUUCAAACACCGUUGACCUUCAACUCAGCUACCUAAAGAAGAUACAUCACUUUGUGCACGGUAUAUGGCAACAUGGGUAUGGGGAAGCUUGGACCAAAGUCCAGAAGGACUCCUGUAUUGCUUUUACCUCAACUUCCAAGAUGGUCAAAUAUCUGCACCCUAUUAGCGAUAUUCUGGCGCGGGUGCUGUACAAUAUGGGUUUUUAUGACGCUUCUGAGGUUGAAGAGGUUAAGCAAAAAGGGAUGAAGAUGUCCACGUUUACGCCAUUCACAGUUUACAGCAUUGGAGAUGUGCCACAACAACGUGAUGGAUGCAGACAUCGAAGCUCUAUUGGAGGUGCCCUAUAUGGUGAUCCAUCCAUUUUGAUAGAGCUAUUUGGUUUGGUUAUUCUCUGUAGCAAGUCGGUGGCGGUGGCUAAUUGCCUUACAUGGCACAUAAACUGUUUCCAUUUUGUAGGCAUGGCAAAUAAAGUAUUGUCAAACCAAAUUGGGUAG